AUGGAGAAGCUAACAAUACGGAAAAUCAAACAAAUUUCUCAAUACUUAAAAGAUUUGAAUAAAGGAAAACGUUUUUUUUUUGGGAGGAACUCAAGAAACAUAGGAACAUAUGCUAUUCGUACUCAAGAUGCCAAGUUGAGUUCAGACAAAUUUGUGUUAAGAGCUGAGGAGUGCCCGAAACUAAAUCCUUUCAGAUCAAUCCACAAUGGAAUCAAAACCUUCUGUGCCUAUUCAAAGAUAAGGUCCAAGACAACUUUGUUACUUUGGGUUUCUGGGACUAUGUUGUCUUCUUUUCCUGUUCAGCAGGAUUCCAGGAGAGGGAACUCAUGCAACAUUCUCCAGCUGUCAUUUCGCAAAUGUCUUCUCACUGAUAAUGGUGCUUUGACUUCUGACUGGAAUGAGCUUCUUCCCGAUGCAAGUAUUGCAGAUCCAGAACCAAAAGUUGAUGCUAUUUUCUUUAUGCAUCCACUGUGUUCCUUAUUACAUAUUCUUUUGGUACGUCAACAUAUGUACAAUUUGUCAACAAAUUUCUCACUACAGCAGCCCAAUAAACAGUCCAACCCACACGUGGAGAAACUUGCACGGUUGUUGUUCAAUCAUCUUCCGCAAACUGUGCUCAAACCAAGCAGCGAAUGCGUUGGACACCAGAACUUCAUGAAGCCUUAUUGGGGGCAAUCAACUAGCUUGGUGGAAGUGAAAGUAAUUCUUCCUUUACCUCUUAAAAGAGCCACUCCUAAGGGUGUUCUGAAGCUAAUGAAAGUUGAAGGUUUGACCAUCCAUCACGUAAAAAGCCACCUACAGAAAUACCAAACAGCUAGAUACAAUUAUACAAACCAGAGGCAACAGAAGGUGUGCCGUUGCACCGAUGCUCUAAUAUUCAGAAACAACUCCGUUUUAUGUGCUGAAGUUAAUAAUUCUUAUUAA
This is a messenger RNA of Olea europaea var. sylvestris, 924 nucleotides long. Its product is annotated as protein PHOSPHATE STARVATION RESPONSE 3-like. The coding region runs from base 1 to 924 and encodes 307 amino acids. The record is from RefSeq and is a predicted model, not a curated record. The transcript is spliced from 9 exons. Gene Ontology annotation, molecular function: DNA binding; DNA-binding transcription factor activity. Lineage: Eukaryota; Viridiplantae; Streptophyta; Magnoliopsida; Lamiales; Oleaceae.